GUAUAGUCCUCGACUUAUGUUUCUCUAAGGAUACAUGUACAUAAUGAAUCCAAAACUCGCUACUAAGCGAGAGAUUCGUCUUGAGUAUCAAAACCGACCAGACUAGACCAAACUGGACUCCCGCACAGCACGUGACCAUGAUCGGCCCAGAUCCACCGUCGCGUCCAGUCCAGUCUAAGUCCCCCCCGUCCCCCCGGGCGCAAAACAAAGCUUCAAACUCCAGUGCCAGUUCUUGCCUUAGGUUUUCAGGUUUCCUUCUCUCCAGUUAACCCAGUCUCACGACCAGGUUGGUGGGAGUGUCCUUUCCUUCCUCCCCACCCCCGAAUUCUCUUUCCUUAAAAAGACGAAGGACAUUUAAGACAAUCAUUCGAUUGUACACCCACCGAUAGAUAACUGACCCAACACUAACACAGGAUUGAUUGUUAUUCCCUUCGGCGCGUCUGGAUCGCUGUGUUUCUCUCGUCCAUCCUCCCCGCCUACUGUCUUUUGACUGGUUGGCUCACACUGUCUCUCAUCAAUUUUGCCUUUUAUUUGAUUUUCUAUUUUUGACUUCUCCUCACACCCCCUCACCUGCCACCCUUUCCUCGCGCAAAUUCCUCCCCCGUAACAAAAAUGCCAGUCAAGAAGCGCAAGUCCGAAGGCGCGCCCGUUGCCGAAGAAAUCAAUUCCCCCAAAAGAGCUGCUGUCUCAGAUCCAACCACUGGAGAGAAGAGGAAGAGAGGCCGCCCUCGCAAGUACCCCGAGGGAAGUGGCCCCAAGCCUCCUCCCGGCCCUAAAAGGGGACGGGGUCGUCCACGUAAGGACCCAUCUACCGCAGGCACUUCUUCGAAACCGAGUACUCCCAAGGAAGGCAAACGGCCGGUUGGACGUCCUCGAAAGUUUCCCUCUCAGAAUGGGACAGACAACUCACCGGCCAGAUCAGAGCAACCCAAAUCCGACUCGGCGGACGCAAAGGACGAAGUCGACGAAGAUGAUUCCGACCGUUCGUAUUGGUUGAUGAAAGCAGAGCCUGAAUCCCGCUUAGAGAAGGGCGUUGACGUUAAGUUCUCUAUCGAUGAUUUGGCCUCGCGUAGCAAGCCGGAACCGUGGGAUGGUGUGCGGAACCCUGCUGCAAGGAAUCACAUUCGAGAAAUGAAGAAGGGUGAUCAAGCUUUCUUUUACCACUCCAACUGCAGAGUGCCUGGGGUUGCAGGCCUGAUGGAGAUCGUACAAGAGCACACACCCGACGAGUCUGCAUUUGACCCUGCACAUCCAUACUACGACGAGAAGUCCUCCCGAGAAGAUCCCAAAUGGGAGGUGGUCCACGUGGAGUUCCGACGCAAGUUUAAGAACUUUGUUUCAUUGAAUGAUCUCAAAGCGCAUGCUAAGUCGGGAGGACCCCUCGAGAACCUCCAGGUGCUGAAGCAGAGCCGGCUCAGCGUUAGUCGUGUUACCAAAAAGGAAUGGGACUUCAUCCUAGAAUUAGCAAAGGAGAAGGAGCCAUCACCGGAGGGGGAGGAGAGCGCGGCUGAAUCUAGCGAGUAGAGGACGACAUGAACUCUCUGUUUUGAUUUUUGUUCAAUUUCCUUUCUCUCCAAUGCGACUCUGAACGAGACUUUCUCCAAGCUCGCCAUGAGCGUACUUGCUUCCUUUUGUACAAUGAACUGGGUUCUUUAUCUGGGUUUUGAGGUGUUCCAAUAAUAUGAAUGGUAUUUCAAUGACUACUUACUGAUCAUAAGUCAAGAGAUGUACAAGGCCCAGUCAUACAUAACCUGGUGACAUUCCUCACCCGGGAUUGUAGAGUGUCGAGACCCCAAGGAACUAACUGUAAGUUGUUUGCAGGGCGAUAAGUCGAGACACCAAUUCAAUCAACACUUGCAGGUAGUUAAGAGAGAUCCGAGCGGGUCAUUGAGGGGGAGAAGGCGGGGAAAGCCGUUCGAUAUACCUUGGUUCGUUUCAUAUUAUCUCGAUACAGAGUGAUGUAAUGGUGAGUGGUGGGUUGCUAAGGUGGAGUAUAGUUAGUAUGGUCUUAACCGAUAUAUAUCGACAAACUUAUUGGAGAACCAUGGAAGAGAACCAUAGUAUUCUAGAACGGGGAGGCUUUC
Messenger RNA from Aspergillus alliaceus, 2084 nucleotides. Its product is annotated as EVE domain-containing protein. The transcript has 6 exons. NCBI's taxonomy places the organism in Eukaryota, Fungi, Ascomycota, Eurotiomycetes, Eurotiales, Aspergillaceae. The coding region runs from base 613 to 1524 and encodes 303 amino acids. The record is from RefSeq and is a predicted model, not a curated record. Gene Ontology annotation, molecular function: DNA binding. Gene Ontology annotation, cellular component: nucleus; chromatin. Gene Ontology annotation, biological process: regulation of DNA-templated transcription.